Paramecium primaurelia is the source of this 1113-nucleotide messenger RNA. The record is from the annotation of a GenBank genome assembly. Lineage: Eukaryota; Ciliophora; Oligohymenophorea; Peniculida; Parameciidae.
UUUAUGUUCAAACCACCACUACCAAACCAAAGAUUAUCAAGUAAAGCCUUAGAUUAACCAAUGAUUCAUGUUAGAAGCAUAGGAUCAAGCCAAAGUAAUCGUCUUAACAGAACUUCCAGUGGUUCUCGUCAUAGACCUGGAUCUAGUUAAAGAUCUUUAAGUUUUUCAAAAACAGAUCUACAUUCAAAAUAUGGAGUACCAUUAGUUACAGCUCAAAAUUUUGUAGUAAUGAAUGGAAAUGAUGGUAUAAAUUUGGCAGUAAUUCAAUUAAAUAAUUAAGAGAGUUUUAAUUCAAAAAAAAGAGUCUAAGUUGCUUCACUUACAAAGUUGAUGACAUGUUAUGUAGCCAUCUAAUUAAUUAGAGAUCUAAAGAUUAAUAUAUAUUAGAUAAUGUAUGUUAGUUAUGAUGUAUAUAUUUUAACAUUUAAGGCUGUUUAAAUAUCGGGAACUUCAGCAUUUUUACGUCCUUAUGAUAGAAUUACUUUAUAUGAUUUGUUACAUGGAUUAAUGUUGCCAUCUGGAAAUGAUGCUGCUAAUGUAAUCGCUGAAAACUUAUCAUCAUUUAUUAAAGACCCAGUUUCUAAUAUUGCUUUAUAAUACAGAAUAUAGCCUUUUAUUUCAUUAAUGAAUUAAUAUGCACUUUUAUUAGAUAUGAAUGAUACUUAAUUCUACAAUCCACAUGGUAAAUUAAUUCAAUAUUUUUAGGAUUAUCAAAUGAUCAAUCCUUUUCUUGUGCUGAAGAUUUGGCCAUCCUAUGUAAAUAAAUUAUAAAUGAUCCAUUGUUAAUGGACAUAGUGAAUAAAAAAGAACAUUAAGCAACUAUUUAGAGAAAUGUAAAUAUAUAUGAUUUUUUAGAAUAAACUUAUAAAAUUGACUUGGGAAAAUACUAAUAAGAUGUUAGAAUUUGAUGGAUAUUGUGGAUUCAAAACUGGAUUUACAAAUAAGGCUGGUCCAUGUCUUGCUACAUUAUUUAAAAAAGAUACAAUUUGUAUUAUAAUAAUUAUUUUGAAUUGUCUAUCUAAAGAAGUUCGGUAUUAAAUAUAUAUUAUAAAUAGAUGGGAUGAUACAAUAAAAUUGUCAAAUUGGGCUUAAAGAAAGUUAAGUAUUGAUUGA